GAAAAUUCUCAUGCUUCCACAGUGAAUAAUCGUGAAAACAGAAUGAUUGGUUAUGUACAGUUGCCUCCUAUCUCCUUCAAGGAAGAAAACUGGACAUUUUUCUCAUCAACUCAGAACCUCGCAGCUGUUCUUAAUGAUCCAAAUGAGGGGAAGAGAUCCAAGGAAUUUUUCACAAGAACUUGGGGAGCAGAAUUUGAACCUUGUGAAGUGCCACCAUUAACUUUGUUGCAGGCGGUUCCCAAGCAUUAUUUUAGUGAUUAUAUCAGGAAAAUUAAGUUUGUAAGUAUUGCGGUGACUGCCGAGUUUGCCACCGCUUUAUGUUUGCCCGUGAGUAUGUUCGAUAGUUUGGGCGGAAUGAAAUGCUUCCACAACCGCCUAGUAAGAACUUCUUUCACGUUCUCUGAAUUUCCUUUUUUUGCGGGAAAAUCUCAUUUCAAUUAAUCUUGUGCUUUUACGACCAACUUUUUGCUGCGCCUUGUCUCUGUUUCUGGGACAAACAUACUGGACCACCGUUCGAACCAACGUUAAAAAGUGCACUUAUGCAUUGAAAAGGAAAGCAGUACAUGUUUUGUGCAAACAAAUAAAGCAACAAAAUUCGUAAAUAUUAAACAUUCAUUUAUAUUUUUGCUUAUUGUUUAUCUGUGUUUUAAGUAAAAUGGUGCACGAAAAUGUUGGCGUAUUUGUUUGGUUGGCAUGUGUUGCCGUGACAAUAAUUUUACGUUUAAAACUUCACGCGAAUUUUUUAAAAACUGUAUUGAGCCACCUUAACAAUGGCGCCACAACGCCAUCAGAUUGGGCAAUGUGACUAGUACCAACCCGCGGCUGUGUUGUUUUUUGUAAAUUUGGAACUGGUCUGUUUUGUAAAAUAUCUGUCCAUGUUUAAUGGUUGUGGUUGAGCUGACAACUACGAAAUCUCGGUCAAAUUUUGCAGUAUUGACAGCUUGUACUCGAAUGAUUGGGAAUAGCAUUGUCUUGACGAAGUUCUGCCAAAUAUCUCUAUUCGUGAGAGAAACAAUUAAUUCAAACUUUGUGUUAUUAUAGCGAAUAUAGUGUUUCACAUCUCAAAAUUUCUAUCACGGCGUUUUUCAUGGAAACCGUAAAGCAAAAAAUGCGUUUUGCUUGUAGAGCAAGGUUUAAACUAAAGCCUAGGGCGGAAUACUCGUAUACACGCAAAAGUCAGGUUUCAGUCAUUUGAAUGGUCGUAUUUUUCACAAAUAUGGCAGAAAACACACAAUUAACAUUUUUUAGUGAAGUAGUUUCUACUGUUUCUAUGGAAGCAAUGUAUGUACACAUUGAAAUGUGUAUGUGCCACCAUGUAUUAUCCAUGGUGCCACAUAGCUAUAGUGCUGCAAACAUUGAGUGAAUUUUACCAUCACGAAGAAAUAUAUUCAUCGUUUUCUAAAUCUGAUUUAAUAUUCUGGAGUAAAUGACGUCACUGUGGACCUAAAUACCUAAUUUACAUGUUUUAAAAAGCUGAAUAUCUUGAGAACGAAACAAAAUAUUGAAAAACCAAGAACACUGUGCUAGCUUAUUUCGAGGUAAUGUUUAACUAAGAUCUAAAUUGGCGAGAUGAUUUUUGUCACAGGGGCACUUUAAGGCAUUUCCUUAUACAGUAGACACUUUCCUUUUUCCCGUACUUCCUUCUAUUAUUUUGGCAGACAAUUCCCCCGCUAUUUUAUGUGCAUGCGCUUUAGGUUUUCCUGCACUGUUGACAACUCCACAAAGCUGUUUUGUCUUGUUUUGCAUUAAUAGAGAAUAAAAAAUCAUGAAAAGGUAAAGAAAAGCUUUCAAAGUGCUGAAGAGUCUGGUGAUCUUGGUGAUACUGGCUUUAGUAAAGCUGCUGCUUCUGCUGUUAAAAGACAAGGAGGCAAGUAUAUAUAGGCUCGCUUUUAUCAAUGUAAAAAUAAAUUUUGCAGAUAUGCAUGUCACAUCACAACAGGGGUCACACAAUAUUUUUAUUUAGACUAACACUAAUAAUUUUGCACUCAAAACUGCACUCUUGUCUGCCCUUCGAAAUAUCAAGAUCAUUCAAAACCUUUAAAACAUCGACCAUUAAAUGCUUGAUCAGCAACGAAUACUUUUAUAUAAUUGGCCCUGUUGUGACGUAACCAAAACUACCGUUAAUUAAUGAGAUAAAAAAUUAUCCAAGAUGGCGGACAUCUCAUACCCUGGAUUCCAGAGCCUUCAGUAAAUAAUAAAUUGAAACGUCGCGAAGGCUCUGGUUCAACGGGAAGAUUCUUUGAUUAAACCGCGCCAAUCACAAAACAGAAUUAGUGGUUUUAGUACAGAAUCUGUAAUAAAACCACUAAUCCUGUUUUGUGAUUGGCGCGGUUUAAUCAAAGAAUCUUCCCGUUGAACCAGAGCCUUCGCGACGUUUCAAUUUAAAAUGUACUGUCGAAGGCUCUAGAAUCCAGGGUAGACAUCUCAUUACUUCUAGUGAAAAUAUUUCAAGAACUAAGCAAGAUAUGAAAAAUCAGUGAAAGAAGUUAAUAUAUAGUUUCAAAAGUUCUUUCAAAUGAGGAAAUAAAAAUUGUAUGGCAUUUCCGUUUAAGAUACAACACAAUGUGAUGCACAGUUGACCACUAUACCCAAUUAGUAUACUUUUUGCGGAUUUGAACAUUAAUUGAAAGAAAUUGAUAGUUCUGACUCUGCGCAGUUACGUUCUGAAAACCGUUCCGUUUUUGUGUAGAAAAGUGAUUUAUAAUUUACGAAUUCCCGUGAUUCUUCCCGUGAAACCUUCAAUCUCCUCUUUCAAUCCAGUGCAAUAUACUGUACAUGUUCUGAUUAGAGCUGCAUGCAAUGAUAUGAUAUCCCGAUGCGGAUACUGAAUUGAAGGUUGCUUGUUACUGUAUACAUACAGUAUAAGCAUGCAUCAGUGAUUCAGUUUUUAAAAUAUGCAGUAUACGUUUUGUUUUAGAUAAGUACUUGAAUAAUCUUGAUGUCAUACCAAAGGUUUGCUAUUUGAUUUUUUAUUUGAAUUUAACAAUUUGUUAUAUAUUGAUGACAAUAAAGUCAAUUUUGCUACUGUAUAGAAUCUGUAACUAGUUUAACGCAAAUUCAAUGUGUGAUGAUAAAUUUAUAUAUUAUCUUUAGACAUUUAUGGACGCAAAUUUUACUCUGGAAGAUCCUGAGACAUUUAAAUAUGUUAUUCCCAUGACAAGACUAGACACAGUUGAUGCAAAACAUCGAAAUAGAAACGCUUUGAUAACUGUUCCGAAGAACUCGCUCAAGUUGAUGCAAGAAAAGGUACAUAAUUCAUUUAUUUGAUAAUACCAUGACUGCAAUUUUCCCUAACAUAGUUUUGGUUAAUUUAAGUCAAAUAUGUUUAAUUAACAUAAAUCCUCAUGCACCCUCUUUCAAAUAAGGCACCUAUUAGUUUUGAGGUAGCAUGAUGUACGUGUAGACAUCAACGUGUUGUAACAAUUAAGGUAAUGUAUAUAUAAGAUUUUGCAAAGAUCAAAGAUGGAAAAGUAAAAUAUAUAUUGAUCUUAAUCCUGGAUAUCUUAGAAUGUUUGUCAUUUGCGAUUAUAUAUAGUUUCUCCUUUGCAAAGACUUGAUGUGUAAUGAGCAUAACUUACUGUGGAGGGCACAGGUGCCCUAGCUUAAAUUACAUUAAAUUACAUAUUAUAAUUCUCAUCAUGCAUCAUGUUUUUUAAACACCAUUUUGUCUGCAAUAACUCCCUAAAUUCGAGCUAGAAUUCCUUACGGGGACUAAAUACAUGUGCAACAGGGAUGGGUAUAACCGCUCUUCAAUCUGUAGUACAUUCUAUAGGAAAAGUCACCAUUAAUUGACCCGUGGAUACAACAUGCAGAUAUGAUUAUUUAAGGAACUUUCAAAUGCCUUUAUUGACAAUAGCUUGCAGUGAUAAUGCAAACUGCAUCGCAGCUCGGUAACUCGAAUCCCUGUGACAAGAUUAGGCUUGAUUCUUAGGCUGCUCUGGAGCUUUUUGAUUUCAGGAACUUUGAAUUACAAAUGACCCAUGCAAUUGCCAUAUUUUCAUAGUCCUAUGAUAAAACUCGACAUUUCGGAGCAUUUUUGUAUACUAAUCUUUGUUCUUCCGUAGCUGACACAUUUCUUGGACAUCACAGAGGUUGCUUUAGCUCAUCAGAUAUCACUGAGAUCUGAAGAUUUUUUCCACGCUGUGUCUUCCCAAGAUCAACUUCAAGAUGAUGUUGGACAAACUAAUUCUGAAAUAAAACAUUUAAGGUGCGUUAAAUGGAUAUACUAACACGUAUACAGUAUUGUCUGUCACAAAUCGAGCGCAGUGGCGUUAACCUUUACCGCCAUUCAAUGUCCCACUUGUUGUUUGGGGACUUACUGCGGUGCUUGGAACACUUUAACUGCAUGGGAAACACUGCUCACGAAGCCUGUUCUGAACAGUAAACUCGCCUAUGUCAAGCCUAUGAUUCGCUCAAGCCAAAAUAGUUUUUCUGAGUUUUGAGCUGAUCAAGUACUUGACCCCAAACGUUGGGCUAUAUAUCAAACUGAAGCUAUUAAAAAUUGCUAUUCGGUGUGGAAAUUUCAAGACUUAGCGAAAAUAAAAAAUAUUUUGAAAAUACAAAACCAACUGCCAUUCGGAAAAAAAUGGCAAAUUAUUGGCAAUUAUGUUUGUAGUUUUUAAAUAUUUCCUUUUUAGCUAAAGUCUUGUACAGCACAAAGGUUCAGUGUUUAUGUAUUUCUACUCAAAACUCAGACAAACUAAAAUGAACUGGCUCCAAUCCCCCCUCCUCCGAGUUAUCGUUCCAGUUUACACAGAGUUCACUGGUUCUGAAGGGCUAUUCAUUUUCAUCACGCAUUUACUUGCAUUUCUGUUCUUUUGGUUUGGACACAGUAUAUAGAAUAUAUUUAAUUAUUGACAGAAAUUGUAUCAAUUAUUGCGAAUUUUAAUAUCAUGUUUCCAAAGAACUUAUCAAAUGAAUUGGUUCAUGUGAGCAAACGAUUUGAGCAGAAUAUUUUGCGAUUACUGGAAAUUUCGACAGUGAGAUGGCCGUGACAUUGUGAAAUAUAUAUGACGCAAAAUAUGUGAAUAUAGUUGUAUACUUUAAAUUAUUUGUAGGUUUUUGCAGGUCUUUACUGCGCUGCAAAAUUAUUCAAAAGCUGUGGAAUUCAGGAGGUCUAUAAAACGUGUACAGCAUUUUCGUGGGAUUAAAUGUAACAAGUUUUUCGGAAAUUUUAACUUUCCAAAUUUCAGAGAUUUUGACAUUUGUUUUUUUUUAAUUGUUGAAAAAUUUUCGGAUUUGGGGAGGAUUUUUAAACCAAAAAAUUGGGAUUUUAGAAAAAUAAUGUUGAUUUUGUACGGGAUUUUAUGACUUUACAGAAAAUUUUGGAGAUACGAAAAUGUUUUGACGUGUAUUCCUUUCAGUGGAAAUGCAUCGGCAUGCUGCUAAAUCGCCUCUAUUUUUUCAUAUUAGAACAAAGAUAAAACAAGUACAAGAUGUGCUGUGUGGCGGUUCUUUCAAGUUUAUGCAGCUCAUGCAGUUACGAUCAAGAUAUUAUUCUGUUCAUAAUAAGGUAAUAAUGCACUACAAGCGACCAUGCCUGUGUAUAUUUACUUUUCUUGCAGGUCGCCAAAAAUAAUUUGCAGUUAGCUAACUUAGCUCUGCCAGCGAAGUGAGCAGGUUGAGGGUCACAUAUUUAAUAUUCAUUGAUAAUUCAUCAUUUUAAGUUUGCACUAUGUAAGACCUCAACUGAACUUGAAAAACUCUCUUAUUCGAAUCCUAUCCUAAAGCCUGGUUUCCUUAUGUCGUAAUGGUCGUAAAAAUAGAGUCACGAUCUUUCUCAACAGCCAGUUUAUAAUAGUUUAUAAUAGUAAGCCACAUACAAAUCAUAUUAUCUAGUUAUAAUUACUCCGCGUAUUUCCAGUUCUAAAAUGUUGUAAUUCGACUGAUGAGAACGAUCGUGACUCAAUCUUUACGACCGUUACGACCAUAUGGAAACCAGACUUUAUAUGCUAUCUACCCCAAGUGUAUGCUAAAAUAAUCUACAUAUAACUGGUAGAAAUACAACUCAAGAGUUAAACACUCUCGCAUAAAGUUUGUGAUGGCAUCCACACUGGGGAAAAAUGUGAAAUCCAUACUAUAAGAUUUGCAAUUGCAGUAGUAGUAUAUCCGUACUAUUUCAACACUAUAUCCAUAGUAUGGAAGUAUUGAUCACUAUGGAUAAUCAUUCUAUUUCCAAUAAAAGUCGAUACAAUUUCCAUUCUAUGGAUUUUCAAAAUUUUUUCCAGUGCCACUUCUGAAAUCAUUGUCAUGAAAUAUAACAUAAAUGAUAAGUCUGAUCUCUGCUAGUGUAAAAAUUUCAAGAAAAUACUGGGAAACUUGAAAUUCUCAGACAACAUACUUUCAGUGUACUUCUGACCCAGGUUUGCUCAACAACCUCAGCUUGAGGUUUCAACCUACAGUACUUCAUUCAGCAGGAAGUUAGUAGGCUAAUACAAGACACUGGAAAAAAUUUUGAAAAUCCAUAGAAGGUUAUAGAAUCGAAAUUGUAUGGACCUUUAUUGGAAAUAGAAUGGAUUUUGAUUAUGAUGCACUAAUAAUUGUAUAUUUCCAUGCUAUGGAUAUAGUAUCGAAAUAGUAUGGAUAUACUGUGGAUUAAAUGGUGCAAUUGUAUAUUUCAUAGUAUGGAUUUCACAUUUUCCCCAGUGAGAUCUGCACUCAUUCUUUCAAAACCGUUAACCAGAGCACAUAUAUAUUGAAAAAUUGUGACUUUUAUUUAGUUGAAACUGAUGUCUGCAGUACAACAAACUCAACCUACAAUACAAUUGCUGUUAUCCACCGGAGAUUUUGUAGCAGCGUUAGAUUUAAUUUCCACAACUCAAGAAGUUCUUCAACUUGAACUUGGUGGUAUUCAAAGUUUAAGGUAAAUAUUUUUAAAAGUCAAAUUUUGUAGGUUUUGCAUUCAUUAUCAUUACACUCUAGAUUUCCGGGUGUUGCCACAACACUAAAAUGGAGUAAAUCAUUGCAGCUCAGUAAAUCAUUUGCGAAGCAAAAUCCUUUAUGUUAUCCGGAUGUGUAAGAUAGAUAGAUAGUAACACAUUAGUGACGUUGAGUUCCGAGUCGAGUAUUCGUGAACCGCCGGAAGCUAUUAUCCGCCAUUUGUGAUGGUCGAUAUUUUCGCAAUCUUUCGGGCAAAAACCCAGCUCAUUUUCGUAGAAUACACCAACGACUAAACAUUGUACCACUUACUUUCAGCUAAACGAAUGAAUAUAUGACUGACUGUUUUGUGCUAGAAAUACAAAUGGAAAGGUCCUAAAAGACAAAUUCGUUCAACUCAGGAGCGGCCGUAUAAAAUAAAAUCAAUAAUUUUGGAGUUUUUUUGUCCAAACGUCAAAUUAUAAAAUACCUUCAACAUUUCUACAAAUUCAGGUAUUCUUUUAUCUUUGAGGCAGUGAUAAAGCCAUUUAAAAGUUGUAUUAGAUUAACUUGGAAUAUACUGUAACAGUGAUUAAACAAAGUUGACAUUCGAAGAAAAGAUUUGUCAUUCAUGAUGUUGUGUUUUGUUGUACUACAUUUUGGGCGAUAUUUUCCCAUCGUUCUUGCAUUAUGAACUGAUAUUUUUCAAUCUUUCUUGCAUUAUAAAAUUGACAACAAAAUUGCAAAUCCUUACGCACUCUUUGAGUGCCUAUUUUUGUUAGUGAAUGUCAAAUACACAGAUCAAUCGUGAUUUUGUAUAAUAACGUCAAGAAUUCAAGCACUUUCAUUGGUAGAGAGCCAUGAUCUAUUAGAGGACAGACGCACGGAAUUACGUCACAAGUGACGUAACUUAAGGUAGCCAAUAGCAUUCCCUUAUUUGUAUAGAUGAACGCGUGAUAUUUGUAAAAUUUCGACUUUCAAAUUUGAAAUUGCCAAAUGUUUGGGUGGAUUAAAAGUAAGCUAUUUACCUGUUUAUUUUGUGGUUUUUCUUUUUGUUAUAUAAAACAGGCGGCUCGUGAGCCACUGUUCUGUUCUUCCCACAUUAUGACGUCAUACUGUGUAUCUAUAACUGAACAGACAACGGCAAAAUCUUAUCUAUUUGUUAAAUUUACACCCAUCUCACCAAAACUGCAAGAACUGAAUUGGCUUCCAGUUAAGGAACACUUACUUUUUAGAGAUACAGUUUUGAUGUACAAGUGUAUCAACAAUCUAGCCCCACCUUACUUGUGCAAUAAAUUUAGUAAACGAUCAAAUAUACAUGAAUGUAACACUCGUAACCGAGAGCUCCUCCGAAUACCGAUUUAUAAUACCACCACUGGCCAGAGAACAUUUCAUUAUAGAGGGGCGAAACUAUGGAAUGAUCUGGACAAUAACACGAAACAAUUGCCAUCUUUGAGAAGUUUUAAGAAUAAAUUAAAAAAAGACAUGUUAGACAGACUGUAUUUUUAGUAAUGGACUAUUUUAAUAAUAGAAGAUUUUUCCUAGUAAAUGUUUAUAUAUGUAAUCUUAACCUUGUCUUUUAAUCACCAUUCCAUGUAAAUUAGUGUUGAAAAGCCUCUUUGAGGAACACAAUAAAGUAUGUAUGUAUGUAUGUAUGUAUUGAAUACUUAAGUGUUUCAAUACACUUAUUGGGUGUAGAUCAAUCAGUGUAUUUGGUAUUCACUACAUUUGCACUAAUUGAGUGUCUAACAGAGCUGCAAUGCCUUUCACCAUUUUGGGCAACACAGAAAUUUAGGGUGUAGAUUUAAUUCUCUCAGGUGCUAUUUUCGUUCGUUACGAUGUGCAUACAGCCAUCCUCACAUAGUGGGAGUUUCAAAUUUCCAUUACUUAUAGUUUGUUACUUCUUAAUCUGUAUUAUUCAGGCAUUUAGGUUCCCAGCUAGCAGAGUUAGAGAGAGUUAUUGAACGUAUGAUGGAAGCAGAUUUUAUUGAGUUUGCCACAACAAACCUUGCAAAACCGCUUGAAGAUUAUGAUGAACAGGAUCACGUCAUUGACAAGGUAUUUCUCUUGCCUGAUUAGACUCCUGAUGGCGUAAAGAUGAGGUUGUCGAAACCCCAUAUUUUACGAAUAAUUUUUAGGGAAUACGAAACAUCGUUUGAAAGUGAUUUCGAUAAAACAUGGACGUCUAGCCGUUUAAUCAACUGGAAGUAUAUGAUCAUUUUCUGACCGUUGUUGUGUUUCUAAACUUAUUUCCUAUCAUAUAGGAGCGCCUUGUUUCUGUGCUGUUUGGCCUUCUAAGAAAACAAAAGUUUCAUUUCAUUCAUGCUUAUAAAGAAGAAGCAUUCGCUACAGUUAAAGAAACGGUCAAGGAA
Molecule: messenger RNA, 9227 nt
Organism: Paramuricea clavata
Lineage: Eukaryota; Metazoa; Cnidaria; Anthozoa; Malacalcyonacea; Plexauridae
Source: the annotation of a GenBank genome assembly